AUGGAUGCGGCGAGGAAGGUCACAUUGGGAGAAACUGCCAGAAGAUCAAAGGAACGCCCCAAGUUGGGUACCAGGGAAAGAUUGCGUGCUACAAUUGCGGUUCAUGCUUUAAUAGAUCCGGGUGCUACGCAUUCAUUUGUUUCGCAUGCAUUAGUAGAAAGUUUAAAGUUAGAACCUAAAGAGUUGGGUUAUCAAAUGGUAAUAGCUACUCCUAUGGGUUCAACCCUCGGAACUGCAAUAGGUUGUCUGGGAUGUAUUUUCAAUAUGGGUGGGGAAAGUCUCAAGAUAGACUUAGUGGUAUUGGAUAUUCAAGAUUUCGACAUAAUCAUAGGAAUCGAUUUCCUAUCGUUGCAUGAAGCUAAGGUAGAUUGCAAGAAUAAGACAGUGAAAUUACUCAAACCUAGUGGAGAAUGGGUUACGUUUCAAGGCCAGAAAAAUAAGAGUAAGAGAAAGCAAGGCAUGACUUUCCAAGCAUUGCAAUCGGCCAAAGCCGAACCAAGUAAGAGAAGUCUUAAGUUGGAAUCAGUGAGGGUCAUGAAUGAGUAUCCUGAGGUUUUUCCUGAAAAUUUACCAGGAUUACCUCUUCAUAGAGAGAUUGAAUUCUCGAUAGACCUCGUACCAGGUACGCAGCCUAUAUUCAUACCUCCGUACAAGAUGACCCUAGCUGAGAUGAGAGAACUGAAGGAGCAAUUGCAGGACUUGACUGGCAAAUGA
Messenger RNA from Diospyros lotus (date-plum), 714 nucleotides. RefSeq lists its product as uncharacterized. The coding region runs from base 1 to 714 and encodes 237 amino acids. The record is from RefSeq and is a predicted model, not a curated record. NCBI's taxonomy places the organism in Eukaryota, Viridiplantae, Streptophyta, Magnoliopsida, Ericales, Ebenaceae. The transcript is spliced from 2 exons.